This is a messenger RNA of Plutella xylostella (diamondback moth), 2709 nucleotides long. It is a transcript of the gene Ance-3, whose product is annotated as angiotensin-converting enzyme Ance-3. The record is from RefSeq and is a predicted model, not a curated record. Gene Ontology annotation, biological process: proteolysis. Gene Ontology annotation, molecular function: peptidyl-dipeptidase activity; metallopeptidase activity. Gene Ontology annotation, cellular component: plasma membrane. Lineage: Eukaryota; Metazoa; Arthropoda; Insecta; Lepidoptera; Plutellidae.
GUACGGACGGUGGAACAAAGCUGAUUCACACGGCCCGAGUUCAGAGGUAGCCGGCAGCACAGCCGCAGUCUCAGCGGCGCGCGCCGACCAACACCACGCACCAUUGACUUCCACUAGUGACAACCAUAAAAAAACUAGGCCACAAACAUGGCUUGUGUACAAACAAGAACAUUGUCUAGAACUUGGAUACAAAUCAACUUAGUGCUCCUGUUGAUUGUACAAGUGUGCCUCGCAGAUCCGCAGCUGGAUUUGCCGCCUCUACCUCAAGUUUCGAGCACGCAGAGAAACCCUUACGGCUACUCGAGCACUCCCGGCUCAAUCAAUUCCCCGGGCAACCAGUAUGACGUGUCACAGAACCCCAACUAUCAGUUCAGUGGGGGUCCGAGCCCUAACACGCCGGGAGUGUACCCGGUGUCCACCACCCCCGGCUACAACCGCGGCAUCAGCCCCGACAUCAACAACAACGGGUAUCCGAGCCUCGACUACGGAAACGGGAACCGAAACCCGAUUUCCACGGCUCGGCCGUACGACGACAGGAAUAGGGAUGACCGAAUAGACAUCAACAAUGAUCCGAAUUUCCGUAGGAACGAUCCCAAUUUCGUGCGCAACGAUCCCAACUACGCGAAUGUGAACCCGUAUGACUUCAACCGCGGGGUGGUGACCAACAGCAUCGACGACCGCUUCCACCAGAUCAGCCUGCAGAAGGUGCGGGACUUCCUGCUGCAGGCCGACGACCAGGCCUCCAAGGAGUGCACCAACAACGUCGCCGCGCAGUGGAACUUCGAGACCAACGUCAAUGAUGGCACCCAACAUGCUGCGUUGGACGCUCAGCAGCGCUACACGCUGUUCCAGCGCGGGCUGUGGGAGGCGGCGCAGCAGUUCCCGAGGAACGUGGUGCGGGACUUCAACAGCUUCCGCCAGCUGCGGCUGCUGUCCAUCAUCGGACCGUCUGCGCUGCCGCCAGACCAGCUUGAUAGGUACAACAGGCUGAUAAACGACAUGCUGGCCGUCUACAACACGGCCGAGAUAUGCGCGUACAACGAGCCCUUCAAGUGCGGCCUCCACCUGCAGCCGGAGCUGCAGUUCCUCAUGUCGCACUCCAGAGACUGGGACGAGCUGCAACAUGUCUGGGCCGAGUGGAGGAGGAACACGGGAAGGAGGAUCCGGGACUUGUAUGAACAGCUGGUGGAUCUGACCAAUCACGCUGCACGGCUUAAUAACUUCACUGAUGCUUCAGCUUACUGGCAGUUCCCGUACGAGUCUCCUAAUUUCAGACAAGAAGUGGAUGAUGUUUGGGAACAGAUAAAGCCGCUCUACACUCUCCUCCACGCCUACGUGCGUCGACGCCUGCGCGAGGCUUACGGUCCGGAGCGCAUCUCCCGGUCCGCCCCCCUCCCCGCGCACGUGCUGGGCGACAUGUGGGGGCAGAGCUGGAGCGGCAUCGUGCCCCUCACACUGCCCUACCCGGGCAAGACGCUGGUUGAUGUCACCCCGGAGAUGAUACAACAGGGCUACACCCCGCUCUCAGUGUUCCAGCUAGCGGAAGAGUUCUUCGUCUCCAUGAACAUGUCCGCGAUGCCUCCCGACUUCUGGCAGCUGAGCGUGCUGGAGCAGCCCCCGGAGCGCCACAUCCACUGCCAGCCGUCGGCCUGGGACUUCUGCAACAAACACGACUAUCGUAUCAAGAUGUGCGCGCACGCGGACCAGAAGGACCUGGUGACGGCGCACCACGAGAUGGCGCACAUCCAGUACUUCCUCGCCUACAGGAACUUGCCCAAGGUGUUCAGAGAUGGCGCUAAUCCAGGUUUCCACGAAGCGAUCGGAGAGACGGUGGCCCUCUCCGUCUCCUCCCCUCGCCACCUGCAGACCCUGGGGCUCGUGCAGCGCUCCGUGGAUGACACGGCCCACGACAUGAACUUCCUCUUCACACAAGCCAUGGACAAGCUGGCCUUCCUCCCGUUCGCCCUCGUCAUGGACCGGUGGCGCUGGGACGUUUUUACUGGAGAUAUCAGGAAGGAGCAGUACAACUGUCAUUGGUGGAGAUUGAGGGAGCAGUACCAGGGCGUGAAACCGCCGGUUCUCCGUUCCGAGCUCGACUUCGACCCUGGCUCCAAGUACCACAUUCCGGCGAACAUCCCCUACAUCAGAUACUUCGUGAGCAACGUGCUGCAGUUCCAGAUCCACCGAGCGCUGUGCGAGCGCACCGGCCAGUUCAUACCGGGCGACCCGAGCCACCCGCUGCACAAGUGCGACAUCUACCGGCAGCCCGAGGCGGGCAGGAUACUCACAUCAAUAAUGCAACGCGGUUCGUCGGCCCCUUGGUCGCAGAUCUUGCAGGAAACGAUAGGGGAAUCUCGACUCAACGGCGAAGCGCUUAGAGACUACUUCAGACCGCUCGAGGACUGGCUGAGGAGUGAAAAUUUGAGGACCGGAGAGUACCUCGGCUGGAGCUAUGACGGAGAUUACUGCAAGUUUAGCAUCGAGACGGCGGGCCUGCAGGUGUACGGAGGCUUCUACAACGCGGCUCAAAGCAGCUUCGGCCUCGCGAGCUUCCUCACCAUCCUGCUCGCCUCCGCCGCCACCACCGUCUGUGGCCUGCGCUGGAGAUAGGACCAAGAUUUUACAUAGCUCUUAUUAUACGGGGAGCUGCAUAUUAUAUAAGUAGCUAUCAAUGACAAAGGAAUAAAGAGAGGACCUGGCAUAAAAAUC